CAUCUCUUCGUCGUUCUAUUUUACUUCGUUUCAUUUCAUUUCACUUCCUAUGACUUCAUUUCCCUUUAUUUCAUUUCACUUCAUUUCGCGUCACUUCAUGAACACACCCAUCCACAAUGACUAUGCGUGCUAUCUCAUCGAUAAAUUCUUUUGUAAACAUACUUGGCACUGUUCAAGGCUCUUAUCUGAAGAAAUAUACAUACAUAUAUAUUUCUCAUAUAAUUGCAUGCAUGCCAACAACUCGGCUUAACAUUUAAUUGUGCAUUUAUGAUUGUAAAUCAAGUUUCAAGUUUUUGUGGUCAGUAACAAAAUAGGCACACAACCUUGCAGCGCUCUCAACGUUUUGCAGUAAGCGCAGCACGCGAUUCCCAAGAAAUUCCCAUUGUGCGGCUUCGAUUACACUAAGCUCUCUUAUUUAGUCAUUGUUAUUAGUACAUUUGCACUUGCAUCGCCUUGCCGAAGAUCAGUUGUUCAAGAGCCGGUAAACUAUAAAAAUGUCUGUGUUUGCAGUUCUUUUAGCCGCGCUAUUGGCGCUACUCUCGUUUCUGUUCUACUUGCUGCGUCGCCGCAUGAACUAUUGGCGCUACCAAGGCAUACCGCACGAUCGACCACACUUUUUCGCUGGCAAUCUGAAGGGUUUGUUGAAGACGCGCAACUUUGCCGAAAUUUUACUGGAAUUAUACACGCGUCAUAAGGGAACGGGUCCCUUCUGCGGUUACUACCUGUUUCAACGUCCCGCCGUGCUGGUGCUGGACCGGGCGCUCGUGAAGAGUAUACUCAUCAAGGAUUUUAAUAAUUUUGCCGAUCGUGGCCUUUUUCACAACGAAAAGGAUGAUCCACUCACUGGCCAUCUAUUUCGCUUGGAUGGCAAUCAGUGGCGAGGAUUGCGUAGUAAGCUUACGCCCACUUUCACUUCCGGCAAGAUGAAAUUCAUGUUUCCCACCGUAUUGAAAGUGGGCGAUCAGCUGAUGGCUGCGGUGGCGAAACGUUUCGCUGAGGAUGAGCAUGUUUGGGACUGGAAGGAGAUGAUGGCGUGCUUUACCACCGACGUGAUUGGCAACUGUGCCUUCGGCAUUGAGUGUAACAGUCUGCAGGAUCCCCAUGCUGAAUUUCGUGUUAUGGGCCGCAAGAUAAUUGGGGCGCGUCGUCAUGGCGCGCUUGUCAACGCUUUCAUCAACAGCUUUCCGAAUGUGGCGCGUCGCCUGCGCAUGGCCAUCAUGCCACAGGAUAUAACCGAUUUCUUUCUGCGCAUCGUGCACGAAAAUGUUGAGUUUCGUGAGCGAAAUCGUGUGCAUGCCAAUGACUUUAUGAGCAUUCUUAUGGAUUUGAAUAAGGGCAAGCAUUUGAAAAGCGAAAGUGAUGUAGCAUGCGCACUUAGCGUGAGCGAGAUGACCGCACAGGCGUUUGUUUUCUUCGUGGCUGGCUUCGAGACUUCAGCGACAACUUUGGCAUUCGCGCUGUACGAGCUGGCGCUGCAUCCGGACAUACAGACGCAGCUGCGUACGGAGAUCGAAGAGACCAUUCGAAAACAUAAUAACGAGUUCACCUACGAGUGCGUGGAGGAUAUGCAAUACAUGAAACAGGUGCUAGCGGAAACACAGCGGAAAUAUCCGAUCGCGCCGAAUUUAAUGCGCCAAGCAGCCAAGGACUAUGUGGUGGCAGGCCAUCCGAAAUAUGUUAUCAAGAAAGGCAUGAUGGUCACCAUACCGACGAUUGGCAUACACUACGACCCUGAAAUAUAUCCGGAUCCAGAUAAAUUCGAUCCAUCGCGUUUUGCGCCCGAUGCGGUGAAGCUGCGCGACAGCGUCGACUGGUUGCCCUUCGGCGACGGUCCGCGUAAUUGCAUCGGCAUGCGCUUCGGACAGAUGCAGAUGCGCAUCGGUCUGACCUACCUGCUGCGCCAGCUUAAGUUCUCUCCCUGUGAGAGGACACCAAUCCCAAUUGUUUACCAGAAAUCUUUUCCACUAUUUCCACAAGGCGGCAUAUUUUUGAGAGUGGAAAAGGUUUGACGUACCGUACUGAUACAUACAUAGAAAGAUAUACACACUCAUACAUAUGUACUUAUUUGAAAGGGGGUUUCAGCCGGAAUAUACACAAAAGUAUGUGCAUGAGGAUGGUCCAAAAAUGCAGGUGAAAAAAGUAAUUCUCAUCCCUCUAUAUCGAAAAGAUAUACCCCUGCUUUUUAAUUAAAAAAAAACAAGUUUUCGUAGAAAUGGUACAGAAUUCUUGAAAAUAAAUAUUUUUUCAUCGGAAAACUCUGCUUCUCUUCAGGAGACUUCCAUUAAUCAAACCCAAUCGUUUAUUUUACCCUUUUUUAAUACUAGCGAUUUUUUAUGGAUUACCCCCUUGCAUUUU
Molecule: messenger RNA, 2355 nt
Organism: Rhagoletis zephyria (snowberry fruit fly)
Lineage: Eukaryota; Metazoa; Arthropoda; Insecta; Diptera; Tephritidae
Product: cytochrome P450 6a9-like
Molecular function (GO): oxidoreductase activity, acting on paired donors, with incorporation or reduction of molecular oxygen; heme binding; iron ion binding
Source: RefSeq, a predicted model, not a curated record